Messenger RNA from Cuscuta campestris, 734 nucleotides. NCBI's taxonomy places the organism in Eukaryota, Viridiplantae, Streptophyta, Magnoliopsida, Solanales, Convolvulaceae. The record is from the annotation of a GenBank genome assembly.
GACGCGUUCUCCGUCGGCUCGCUCCCCUUGUCUCCUCUCCCGUUUCCCUUCCUAUAAAUCGAAUUCUCAAACGCAGAUUUCGUGUCACGACGACGAUUGUCAGCGGAGCAAGAGAAAGCCGAGAUCCAGCUUCUUCGCCGGAGAGUCGGAAACGGAAAUUCUAAGGUGUUCUAAUUGUUUCGCCGCCGCAGCCGCCUCACCUUCCGUUAACCAUGACAACAUCAAGGCGUCUAUCCAGUAGGAAGGUGGAGAAGUUUGAGAAGAACAUCACCAAGCGAGGAUCUGUCCCCGAAACCACUGCAAAGAAGGCAAGCAAUUAUCCAGUCGGUCCAAUCUUGCUUGGGUUCUUCGUCUUUGUCGUCAUCGGCUCAUCUCUAUUCCAGAUCAUUCGGACAGCAACAAGCGGUGGCAUGGCAUGAGUGAGUUCAUUUGUAGUAAUGUAGAAGACACCGGCUGUUGUUUUUUUAGUGUUGUUUGGGUUGUGUUAAUGCUGUUUCCUCCAUCUCUGUUCUGUAAUAGACCUCCCCCCCAAAAUAUUUUACCUUUAUUACUGAUAAUACAAUAAUGUUUCUGUAACAGUAUCAAAUAUCGAGUUUGGUUAACAUAUUUUGAUAGAUAGAUUCAUUCAGAAAUGUCAAAUGAUUUGCAGAUGUGUUUUUUAGUAGAUUUCCUUCCAUGUUUAAAAAACCUAUGAUAAGAAGUCAACAAACACCAAUUAAAGCACAGAAAAACUG